AUGAAUCCCGAUUUAGCAGUGUGUAUCAUUAUCAACGGCCGUACUCAUCCUUUUCGUUGCCAUGGCUACCACUGUAGGUACUUGGGGCAUGGAGGGGGUGAGAAGUAUCUCUCACGGAACAAGAUUCAGGAUCUGAAGUGUCGUGCUGUUGCGCUGCUAUUGGGAUGCAGCAGUGGACGUCUCAAGGACAAUGGCGACUUCGACUCAACGGGCACACCCCUGUCUUAUAUGCUAGCGGGUUGUCCUGCGGCGCUGGGGCUGCUGUGGGAUGUGACUGACAAAGACAUCGACCGGUUUGCUCAGCAGUUGCUGUCGCUGUGGAUUGACGAGGAGGAUGCCAUGUCUCUCUCAACUGCUACAACCAUGUCUCGCCGGGUGUGUAAGUUUGAGUUAUUGACAGGGGGUGCAGCAGUCGUCUACGGCAUUCCGGCAUAUGCCAAGAAGAGCACAGAGAAGUGA
Sphaeroforma arctica JP610 is the source of this 459-nucleotide messenger RNA. RefSeq lists its product as hypothetical. The transcript has 4 exons. Gene Ontology annotation, cellular component: centrosome; nucleus; mitotic spindle. The record is from RefSeq and is a predicted model, not a curated record. Gene Ontology annotation, biological process: proteolysis; meiotic chromosome separation. Bases 1 to 459 code for a protein of 152 amino acids. Lineage: Eukaryota; Ichthyosporea; Ichthyophonida. Gene Ontology annotation, molecular function: cysteine-type endopeptidase activity.